AUGGAAUUAUUAAUCUUCCAAAGGCUAAUUCGACUACACAAGGAGUUCAUUCACCUCUAUUAUUCGCAUAUGCACAAGAGAUCUAAACUAGUGUCAUUCUUCAUAGGAGUUGCAUCCUUAUACUUAAUCAAGACUCUUGCUAAACUUUUAUGGUUGACUGUUCCAAGAGUCCGAAGCAACUUAAUCUCGAAGUACGGAAGGAACUCCUGGGCUGUGGUGACAGGAGGAUCAGACGGAAUUGGAAAAGAGUUCUGUAUCGAAUUAGCUAAAUAAGGAUUUAAUAUUGUUGUAGUGGCAAGGAACGAAUAAAAGAUGAAUGAACUUUGUGCAUAAUUACAAAAUUCUCACGUUGAAACCAAAACUAUAGUCGUAGAUUUUAGUCAGGGACAUUCAGUUGAAUUCUAUGAAAAGGUUAAAUCUGAACUAAGAUAUUUGGACAUUUCGAUCUUGGUUAACAAUGUGGGUAUGAGCGAAGGAACUUUGUUUGCUUAUGAGAAAAUGGAUAACAUUUUGAAGAUACUUAGAGUCAACGCCUUGUCAACACUAAUGAUGACCAGAAUAUUAAUCAACAAAUUAGAAUGUAGACAGAAUAAAUCUGCUGUGAUUACUCUAUCAUCUGCUUUAGCAUAUUUGCCAUGUCCCUAUCUUACUGUUUAUUCUUGUACCAAGUCAUUUACUCAUUAUUUUACCCAAUCCUUAGGGUUGACCUACAAAAACACUCAUUUUCUUAGUGUCACACCCCUGGGAGUAAGAACAAAAAUGUUGGCUAUGAAAUAAGGAUUCGAAGUUAUAGAGCCUAAUUAAUUAGUGAAGAAUGUAUUGGAUGAUUUGAGAGUAGGCAAACAAACUAGUUAUGGAUGGAAUGUACAUAAGGGUAUUAUUAACUAUGUUUUAUGGAGAAAUUAAAACUACAGAGACUAAGUUAAAGUAAGAAUUGGAAACAAUUUGCGAGAUUUAUAUCUCUCAUAAAAAUGA
Molecule: messenger RNA, 975 nt
Organism: Paramecium tetraurelia
Lineage: Eukaryota; Ciliophora; Oligohymenophorea; Peniculida; Parameciidae
Exons: 2
Molecular function (GO): oxidoreductase activity
Source: RefSeq, a predicted model, not a curated record